Messenger RNA from Porites lobata, 14087 nucleotides. The record is from the annotation of a GenBank genome assembly. NCBI's taxonomy places the organism in Eukaryota, Metazoa, Cnidaria, Anthozoa, Scleractinia, Poritidae.
AUGAACCGCAAGAAAACUAUCGACUACAUUGUCACACGAAGACCAAGAGACUCGUACGGUCCGUCAAGUUCCUCUAAACCUCGGACGGAGAGCCGAGAUCAACGAGGUCGAGGAGAUGGCGACCGAGACAAGAAACCAUUUUGGAAGGAUGACAAGAAUGUGGUGAGUCUUUGUAGGAAAGUGAACAACCAGCCGGAAACGCCGUCUUAUAUAAAUGCCAACUAUAAAGAUAUUUAUUCAUUCGCUUGCACAAAAUAUGAAGUCAGCGUAAAAUAUUUUGUCUUUGCUCUGACUUCCUGAAACUUUGCUGCAUGCGACAAAAGAGCUUACCUCUUAAUUUUCAUCUCACUGCCGUUUUUUGUAGCACAAUACCACAGCAUGAAAAGUUAAAAAAGAAAAAAGCAAAAGGAAAGAAAACACUAAAAACUGUACCUCUUUGUUCUCUGUAUUCUUCUGAACUGUCAAGUCUCCAUGGUAUUGUGAAACAUGGCCUAUAAGUCAUGAAGAUAACAGCUAAUUUGAGGUUUAUAAGCAUACUGAUCAUUACUGUAUUUACUUGGUCUUAAGCCAUAGAGGUAACAGCUAAUUUAAGUUCUCACACUAUACACAGAUCAAAAUAUGGGUAUGCAUCACCAAAAAAAUAGCCAUGAAUAUAUUAACCAAUAUAUGACUGUAAAGUCAUUUGGAUAAAUAGGUCAAAAUCUUAGUGGUUCUAAAAGAACAUAUAAAUAUAUAUUAUCAAAAUUACAAACGAGAAACUGAGAAAUUUAUAAAUCUGUUUGUUAUUGGAUGAAUUUCUACCUUUGAGUAUAACAUUUUACACACCUUGCCAAAGUUAACUGUCUAAUAGCGAGUGAAGAAAUAUAAGAAAAUUGGCUUGUCCAAAGAGCAAGGUGUUUUUUUGAUUACUUGCCAGUGAAGGAAGUUGUUUUGAAAACACACUUCCUUAAAGCAAUGUUUAUUUUUAAAGAGAGAUCAAAUAACUUGCAAUCCGAAGAGCACAAUAUAUAACAGUAAUUUUGUUUGGACCCUGUGUUUUGUCUAAUACCCACCCCUCUCUUUAUCCUCUUAUUUCCUGCUGGAAUUUAAGUCGGAAGUCACUGGCUUUUACGGUUUCGUUUUCUCUGUUGUGCUCAUUUUACUGAUACCCUUGCCAUAAAUAGCCUGUCAUUUUGUACUCGUCAACAAACUCACCCUGAUACACAUGUCAUACUAAAUUGCAAGCCAUGCUGUAUUUAAGUAAGUCUGGUGGGAGUCCCAGACCUCUGACCUGUGACAUCCAAGGUGCUCACCUCUUGAGCUUUCUGUGAAUUGUCACCCAAGGGCAAAGUGCAUUUCUAGGGGCGACCAAGUUGCUGUAUAGCAUAACCUGGUUAGGGUACCCCAUUGGUAUUUGAAGGUUAACAAUAUCAAUACUAAUCUUUCAGGAUAAUUGUAACAGGGACUUUGUUACAAGUGAUAUCUAUGGUUUUGCACUGCCAACAUUGCCUUUUGUUUCUCCUUAUUACACUGUAAGUCAAAAAUACCUGAUUUGUGCCUACUAUACAUGGACAUUGCUAAAACAUUAAAUGUUUUAUCAUCCUCUUCAUUGUGUACACCAUUACAGGUUCCAAAGAAAGUAAAAUUUUCAGCUUACUCCAGAGCAAGUUGUACCCUGUAAGUUAGGGGUGUCAGAAAGUUUUGAAGUAGACAGCUGAGUUGUUAGCAGCCAGUCCAAGGCUAUUUUAUUUACAAAAUGCCAUCCGUAAAGGAAUGCCAAGCAGAGUAGCCAGCCGAUACUAACCAAGUAGGCGGCAAUUUUUGCUGGCAGUCGGUUACUUUUGACAACCCUGCUGUAAGUAGGAUGUACCAGACAGUAACAUUUUCACCAGCAGGAGUAAUUAUUGCUGCAUGCUGUCUGGUAAGCUACACAGUACUGGGCUAUUUAUUAUCUGUGCCAGAUUGCACAUUCUGGGGGAAAAAGUAACAUUUGCAUUGCUUAGAUACAAACAUGUAAAAGUGAGAACAAACAAGUUGACAAAUCAGUAACAAAUUUUAUUGUGUAUAGAAUAAUAGUAGAAGGACAGGUCAAGAUUGUUAAUGGUGAAUCGUUGACUUAAAAGGGUUCUCCCCUUAUUAUCUGCCGUGUUUUUUCCCCAAAGUUUCAUAUAGAGACAAUCAUGGACAAAGAAAGAUUCAUGCUCAUUGUGAAAUUAGUCAUAAAUAUUGCAGGAUCAAGCAUAUGAAUGAUUUGCAACAUGCCUUCUACUUUCUAUUAGAAACCUUUAGUAAUAAUCAGUUAAACCAUCACUAGUAUGGCCCCUGUAAGUAUUGAUGGCCCUCUGUAAGUACUGUUCCUAAUAGAAAUACAAUAAAUAUGGUACCUGGCUAAUAACAUAAGGUGUUUUUACAGAUACAUGUAUCUGCCAGUACUGUCCAAUAUAUUUUACUGAAGAUAAACUGUGUAACUCAGUCAUAAGCUAAAAGUUUGUGCUGAGCAGUUUAAACUUCCAUAGUUUAGCACUAAUUUUAACAAAGGCCAAAAAAAUCUUUGUUACACCUUUUUGUUAAGCACACACUAAAAUUAUUGGCUUUAUUUAAAAAAAUUGUCUGAGAGGCAGUUAUGAGAGGACUAACGGGUAACUUAUGUAAUGCUUACAAUGUAUGUCAAGGGCAAUGUACAAAGGCAAGAAUGAAUGAGACCAUUUGCAUGGGCGUCAUGCCCUAAAUAUUCUUUCCAACAUUCUGCAUAACUAUGAGGCAGAAUUCUUGGUGCAACAUAUCGUUUGAAUUUGGAUGCUGUCCCCAACAAUUCAAUUUGAGGAAGUUUUGUUUACAAGUUGAGCACAUUGUUCUCCUGUUAGGGCUUGUCUUCAUUGUGAGAGACUGCCCUAAAGUAACUAAUCAAACUAAUGGUACCCUUUAUUUGUCUGCUAUCUUCAAUGUUGGUUCUGUGAAAGGCUGGGCUAUCUUCCCCUUCCCGCAUCCACUAGGUGGGUAGCCCAUUUGCCAUAGCUAACUUUCAAGUGUAAUGUAACAAACAGUUGUUUUUAAUGUUCAUGUAAUUUACUCAUCAGUUAAAGUUGUCAUGAUCAAAUUGUUUUUUUAAAGAUCUGGUUUAGUAAGAAGUAUUCACCUCCCUUUCCAAUAAAAUAUCGCACCCAUAUACUUAAGCUUCUUACAGUAGGCUACAAGUGUUUAUUACCAAACAUCCAAUCCAGUUCUCCUUUAUAAGGAAAAUAAACCAAAGGAUAUUACAGCUAGUCAACAAAAGGAAGUACCAACUUUAACAGGUCUGUUGGCUAUUCCUAUUCCUAUAAAGAUUUUUUGCUUUAAGCUUUUGACCAUCCAUUUGUCAAUUUGAAGUACUAAAGUCAUAUGUUAAUAAUUGUCUUGUCAAAGCUUUUUCUAACCACUCAUUGAUCCAACAAGUUUCUACCUAAAAGUUCUUUACCACUGGCAGAUGGAAACCUGAGAAGUUUAUUUUGAUGCUAAUGAACUGAAGCAAUUUUAUCAGAAACUACUGAGGAGGCCUUGGCAAAAACCUAUACAUUUUUUGGUGCAGUAGGUUCAUCUAAGCCUAUCUACAGAUGUCUGGUAGUUUUGACAAACACAGCUGUUUUUCAAGACUGUCCUUUGUAAAAUGGAGAUGACGGGGUCCUGAAAAAUCGUUCAUCCAAUUAACAUCCUCCUGAAAGAGAAAGAUUCGCUGUACAAGAUGAGCUGUGCUAUGCUGCCCAUUGGGAAACAAGCAAGUUUUAAUAUAGUAACAGAAUAUAUUUUGAUCUGCACUAUGGAAAGUCAGGAUCUAUAUAUUUUUGCGCAGCCAUUCAAGUCACCAGAUGUUUAAAGGGUAUGUUGUUGGAUUGCUUACCUUUCAUUGUCAGAAAUGACAUCCAUUAAACUUUUUUAACUUUCUGUGGUAAUCAUUUGAUUUUUCAUUCUUGAGAUGUUUAGGUUUGGGCUUUUAGUUGGGGCAUGCAGUAGUAGCAAAAUACCGUAAAAUCCCAUGUUAAAGCCCUGAACUUAGGUAACUUCAGAAGGCUUUUGGGUGCUUAUAAACGGAGGGGCUUAUAUUGGCAGGGGCGUAUGAGUCAAAAAACGUUUCAGAACUACAAGACCAAAAUAAUGUUUCUGAGAAAUGAAUUAAAGCAGACAUACCAUUGCAUUUAGAGUUACAUUCAUAAUACAUUUAUUGUGUGUCAAUAAACAGAUAAUGCAUUUCAAAAACAUCUAUAAAACUCUUAUGUGUGAGUAGAAAAACUGGAAGUAAACCUGAAGUGAACCUGAAGUGCAUGCAGGAAAGGUGCACACACGCUAAUGGGUGCAAUUCAAACAGAAAGGGGCGCUAGCUUGUGAUGUACCACUUUUCAUUAAGGAUGGUGUGUUGGAUUGGCUUCGGUUUAAAUUUAAUGCUGCAAGAUGAGCUGUGCUAUGCUGCCCUUUGGGGCUGUGCUAUAAGCAUAAGCUAACAAUGUAUAAGCAUCCUUCAGCAACCAUCUAGAGAGUAAAACAUGAAGAAUCAGUUUCAAAGAGCAAUUCCUCCAUGUUAGUGACUUAUCAUCAAGGUCUAUCAAUUUGAUUAGGUUGUCACUGACCUUUUAAAUUACUUGAUAUUUAGAGUUCUCUCAAUUCGGCCAUUUUCAGACUACAUGUUAGCCGGGGGGAGGGGGGGGGGGCAGGUUGCAAUCUGCAAUUUAUCCCCAAAGCGAGAUGGCAAGUAUCCCCAUCACUUUUACAUGGGAGUCCCCCCCCCUCUCCCCCUGGGCAUGUUAGGCUCCCUACAAAGUUAGGAUGGUCAAAUUUCCUCUUCUCAGCUUUUAUGGUUAGGUUGGGUUAUCAGUUUAUCCCUGGGUGUUAUUUAAACCAAUCCAAUUCAAUCCACCAGACUUUGUAAUUUGUAGUUUGGGCUACCUUCUCUGGACCUUAUGUAAGAGGUCAUGUAAUGUAAGUUCCAAAAGUUCUGCACUGCAGUGAAACUGUGAUGUUCUUUACAGUUUUAGCAGUUGUUUUGGCUCUUAAGGUCACAGUAUAUAUUCUUUAUUUUGUUACAUGGGCAGUUUUUUCUUCUUUUAAGGUAACAGAUGAGUUGCAGAUUACAGACCUGCCAAUCCUGAAAAAGAAAAAUCUGGAAUUUGACCUUAAAAUGUGGAGAUGCUUGAAGAAUAAAUUGGAUACUACUUUUGUUACCUUUCAUUGGGUCUGAGAGUGCAAGUUUACCUUACAACAUAGCUAGCUAUAUAAUAGAAUGGUAACCAGAAGAGCAGUCACUGUAGGGAUGAGACUUAGAGUUUUGAUCAUGAAAUCACAAGUACUAAAUGUAGAAAGUUGUGUGACUCUCGGCAAAAUCCUGAGAGUUGGCAGGUCUGUGGUCACACUCACAAAUUGUGAUAUCUUGGCUGAAGUACUGCCACUGUGGUCCUUGUUAUGUAUUGUUUACCCCACUCCAAUAAUCAGUAUCACUUAUGUAUGAUUAUUAAAUUUUACGAUUAUUAUAAUAUCUGGCAACUAUGGAUUAAUGGGUUUAUUGGCAUCACCUUUAACUGUUGAAAGUCAGUGUCUUUUUAACUUGUGUCCUUUUGUUUCUUUGCUGACUUUGAACUUCUCUUCUUCUUUCAGGACUUUUAAAAUAUAUUGUUCAGAUUAUAAUGGCAGGAUAAGGACACAGACUGUGUACAAAGCACAUGUUUAUGAACAAUUUGGGAAAUUGGUUGAUCAGUUGACCUCUAUAUUUCCAUUAUAUGAGCAACUGUUAUAGGUUAUUUUAUUGUUUACUUCUCAUGCUUUGAGGUAUAAUUUUCUUGCAUUUUCAAAUUCCAGUGUUAGUAAUGUCAGUAGGCAAGCAUGUUCGUUUUUUUUUUAAUUCCUUAAUGACUACUUAAUUCAGUGGUGAGCGUAAUCUUAGUCUGGAAUUCCAAAAGAUAUACUAGUGGCUCAAUACCGCUUAGGAACCUGCAUUUGUUAAAUGUGGAAAAUAGUGCUGUACUUCGUUCAACAGGAUGACAGGACAGGUGUAAACAUCUUGUGAGAGACCUUACACUUUGUUUGCCAGUAACUCCAGUUUUUAUAUAGUGAAUUUGUCUGCCCUAAUUUCUCUCCCCAAGGGUGCAUACAUGCUUACACAUAAUUACUUCCAUGAAAGAAACCUUCUGAAAGUUGUCUAUAACAUUUGGCUGAGAGCUACUUUAAAACUUAAGCAGACACCCUGGUGGGGUAGAAAAGGUUAGAUUUUGUGGGGACCAGAAUUGGUAAUGCACAUAAAAUACUUGAGCUCUUCUUUUCUCAAAACAUCAAGAAACAACUUUGACAAACAAGGGAAGUGCACUUUGCUUCCCACUAAACUAGAAGCUUUUUUGUUCUGUUCAUUGUUUUGGUGAACCGUUAAAGAAGCAACUAUUUUUCAAGAGAUUUUAAUUCUUCUGAAACUUUUUUUCAGGGAAAUGAAUCAAAUUACAGCACUUUAGAACAAUUGCAACGAGAGGCUGUUUUGAAGGAUCUACAAGAAGAAAUAUCAAGAUCUGUCCUUUCUCAAGAAAGUUUGUUAUUGUCUGGGCGAGAUAACAGAGACAGUUAUUCAAGAGAUAAAGUCAGAGGUCCAAUUUUAGAUGAGUUUUCAGAAGAUGCACGUGACUACCGCAGCUCAAAAUCCAAUAGGAAUGACUAUAGGGACAGUAGAGACCAGCAGCUAAGAAAGCAUGAUGACAGUCGCUCAAGAAAAAGGAGUUACAGCCCUGCAGAUGACAGGUCAUCCUCUUCCUACAGAAAGAGUAGAGAGGACACCCCAACAAAGCGUAGUCGCAGUACAACUUCUGGCAACCGCCGUGAUAGUGAUGAUGAUUUACGAAAUGUACUAAAACAGUACCAAAAGAGUAAAUGGGAAGAUGAAGAUGUCAGUAAGGACAGAACACGAUAUAACAGCAAGGACUUUGUCAGUAAAGUUGAUGGCAAAAGGAACAAAGAAAGCCUUGGGGUGUCCUCUUCUACUGACAUUUUCACCAUGUCAAGCCAAGGAACUCUUGGCUCUUUUUCUUUGGAGUCACUGCCUGGUAGCAAGGACUACUUUGAUGCUGGUUUUAGAGAAGAUUAUCGAGAGAAGGACUGGCUGAAAGAAGACAAGAAAACUUACAGAGACAGCUCAAAGGACAGAGAUUAUACAAGUAGCAGGUACAGAUCUAGUAAGCAAGAUAGAAGAGGAAGAUUAGAUUAUGGGCUAAGGUAUGGACCAGUUCAUAAGUACUCUAACAGGGAUGAGUAUAGAAUUAAUGACCAACUUUGACUGCGGUAAAAUCUUAAUUGCUUCCUUAUCAAGACUUAUGUGGCGAGAGUUUUGAUAUGUAAAACCUUUUCCAUGCAUUACCACCUAAGCCUUCUGGCAGGUGAAAUGUGCAGUUGCUUGACCAUGAGUAGUAAGCUUUUUUAUUCCUUAAAGUGCAUUUUGCACCCCGCUUUGUGAAACACAAUUGUCUGGAAAGCACUUUUUCAUGUUAACAAUGAUUUCUUUGUUUCUUAGGGGCAAUGAUUUGGAGAACAUGGACUCUAGAUUUAAAAAUGAUGACCGCGAAUUUAGUAAUGAGGCAGAUUUGGAUCGCAUUUUGUAUCAAAACAGAGAAUCACCUAACUAUGGAAGCUUGGGCAGUGAAAUUCUUAGAGACCUCUCAGUGACAGAGCUAGCAGAAUUGGCAGGCGAGAAGUUCAAAACUGGUUUUGAGCUUGGAAGACCAUUUUUUGGAUUUGACCGAGGUCAACAAAGAAACAAAACAGGUACAUUCGUAUUUACAGGUAAAUACUUUGAAUUAAAUUAGUCUUAAGGCUAUAGCAACAGUAAUGAAUAUCUAGAGGGUCGGACAAUUAUUUAAACAAAAACCAGAUUUCAAGUCUGCAGUAUCGUAGUGAAACGUUACUGUGGCAUCCAGUACAGUGUUCUGGAUGUUAAAAGUCUCUUCUCUAGGGUCGUUUCACUUCAUGAACCAUUGGAUUUAACUUAAUAGCAGUAACUUCUUUUUCCAUUAUCCUUAUUGCCGACCACAUGAGACCUCUAAGAUACAGCAGGUUGUUUUAUCGUUAGUGCACUAUUCAUUAAACCACAGCCGUCACCAGCAUUGGAUUGUGUGGAGCCCCAUACCUUUUAAGAAGGACGUGGUAAACACGUUGUGCUUAAGUAAUGUGACGCAUGCAUGUAACUUAGCCCUUACUUACAUAAUCCUCUUUUUCCCCUAAUAAACAAGUCUUUAUCAAUAGUUGUUUCUUCAAAAUGGGAGCUUUUUUCUAGGAAUGCCUCUAUCUAGGUAUUAUCAAGGGUUAACCAGUCAGGUAGGGCACAGUAACUCGGUUAAUCGUCCAAAUUUUUUUAUAGGUGACCGGGCAACUUGCCUAUUUGUCAACUUGCCUUUCCAAUAUCCCGCUUUGUUGUGUACUCCUCAUUCUGAGAACAUGCCGCUCUGAAGGUUUAAGCCUUCCAGUAGUUCACUAGCAGACCAAAGACCAAUUGUCAUGUAGGUGAAUUGACCAGAAUUCUUUGAAACCUCAGCCUCAACUUCGAAGACAAGUAUACGAACAAAAAAAAAAUAAAAUUGUAUUUUUGUGUUGAUGCUUAAGUGUUAACCAGGCUUUAUUAUAUUAGGUUGGCAAGACCAGACAGCUGCGGGAGGAACUACUGCAGACAGCGUUUGGAAUGAAUCUUCUGACUUGUUGCUUGAAGGACGAGCUAAAAGCUAUGGCAAAACCUACGGCGACGAUGACUUUUUGCUGAACCGUGACAGAAAAGACCAUAAGGAAGACAAACCGUCAAGCUUUAAAACACAAAAGAGAGAUUCAUAUAGUAAAGAUGAUAAGAACGUUAACAGUGGGCAAAGAGGCAGUUUAGCACCAUUGCUUAAGCCCGCGAAAAGUGGCUCAUUAAACAAAACUUCUGGAGGCACUAGCUCAAAAUUGUCUGCCCCUUCAACCACCAAACCUGGGCCAAAACCCUUGUUUCCAUUAGGGUUUAUGCCGAGACAAGUCAAAGUGCCACAAGGUAAAAGUACUCAGAAAACGCCAUUAAAUAAAGGAAAUCAGUCGCCACCAUUGUUACCAAAGAAGAGCGGCUACUUUCCAAGACACACGGAGACGAAAUCAAGAUCGCGCAGCAGGAGUUCUGAGAGAGUUUUUGAGAGUAGCGACUUUGGAGCUAACACUGGCGCAAAGAGACAGGUGAAACCCCCCGGCAAAGGAAAAUUCACAACGCAGAAUUGGUCAAACCCGGGAGAUAAGAACAAGAAAAUAGAAGGAAAGGAAAACGCUAGUUUAAAAGCCCCUCAACUUUUGAGUGGCACCCGAGGAAGAGGAAACGUCUUGACCAAUAACCGUGGAAACCGUGGCAGAGGAGGAUUCCAACAGAAGCCUGGUGUUGGAAGGGCAGGUGCAGGGAUUGCUCAGAGAGGCAGAGGAAGAGGUGUUAGAGGUAAAGGUCCGAGCAAUAGAGGAAGAGGUGCUUCUAGAGGAAGAGGUUUGGCGGCACGUGGAAGAGGCAGAGGCGUAGCGCAACCUCCUGUUGGGGCAACAGUGAGAAAUAUCUUUCGGAGAAGUAAAUCACGCAGUCCCAGAGAAGGAAAGCACAAAAGAUCCUCCAGGUCCUCUGGCAGUCCAAGGGGAAGUAGAAGCAGAAGAAGAGGUAGCAGAAGCCGAAGCCGAAGUCGAAGCAGUAGCUAUUGCAGUACUUGCAGCAGUGGUAGUUGUAGUACUUGUCAUAGCUGGCGCAGCAUAAGCGUUGACAGUCUUAAUGGAGAUCAAGACAAAAAGAGACAUGGUCACCAUAGAGGGAAGAGUGGCAGGAGGUAUGAUGUGGACAAAAAGUCUGAGAAGUCUUUGGAUAAGUUAAAAGACGAUAUAAAACAUAUGGAAAAGCAGCUAGAGCAGAAGAAGGUCAAAGAUCACUCUGUUUCAAAACUAUCAGAAAAGCCAUUUGAUAGUAAGCAAUCGAGCAACACGACGAACGAAAAGAGGCCAUCAGAGACAAGAUUAUCAGAUAAGAAACCACCAGAAAAGAAACCAUUAGACAAGGCCCUCGUCGAUAAGAAGCCACCAGGCAAUAAUUCAGAUCAGAAGACGUCAAAAGAUGCCCUAAAAGGAAAAUCGGAUGUUAAAAUGACAAAGAGUGACCCAAAAGCAGGCUUCAAACAAACUAAAGGUGGAAAAUUAAAGGACCAGAAGGAAAGUGUGUUAGAUAAAGAGGAGAAACCCGAACGAUCAUUCGAUGACAGGAAAGACGUAAAAAGAAAGACUGACAAUUCCAGAGAAGUGAUUUUAAAAAGUGAUAAGCGCAAGGAGUCUCCUCUUUUCAUAAAGAAAGAGAAAGAAUCCCCUGCAAGAGAAGUGAAGAUCGUCAGUGAAAAGAAGAGAAAAGGUGACAAAGUCCUUGAUGAGUCUAGCUCAAAGAUGAAAGCAGGCUCGCUGAAAAUAACAAUCGAUCAACCUAAAUGGUUGAUUGACGCCAAAAAGAGCAAAAAUAUUGAAAUUGAUCAGCCUAAAUGGUCGACUGAUACAAAACAGAAUAAAAAUAUGGAAGUAGAAGUUGAAAGGACUGUCGAUGUUAAGAAGAAGCCUUCCAAGUCCCCUCCUAGCAAGCAAAAGAAGAAGGACAAAGAAAAAGUGAAGUCGAAGAAGGCAAAGAAAAAGUCCAAGAAAAAGAAGUAUGACAGAGAUAGCGCUGAUUCAGGAGAUGAGUCAGUUUACAGUAGCAUUUCUGGACAAGAUGACUUCCCCUCUAGUAAUGAUGAAAAGUCCAAGUAUUUACAGCCCUACGAUCAAAGAAUCGUAGAAUUCUCUUCUGGAGCUGUUGAUGCCAAUAUGAUAACUGUGCAUUACGCUAAACGAAGUAAAAGUUCAACUCGUCCAGUCAGCCGAACGUCAACCGAAGGAGAGACCUCAAAAAGUUCUCAAAGUAGGGCUAAUUUAAUCACCAUUCCUGUUUCCAAAGAGCCACCUUUGUUGCCAAAUGUUAGCCGUCCACGAAAAAGCAGCGGUGCUCCUCCUCCUUCUCAAGAGAAAGUGUUCGAUGACGAUAAUAGUGAUGCGCAUUACUCUGAGAUAUCGUAUACCGGAAAUGAAGCCAAUGUUGAUUAUGAAACAGCCGGGUUUGCUGGGGAGUUUCAGGGUGAACAGGACUAUGGUCGUUCGUACCAGGGCGACGAGGAUCUGGGGCAAGAGUGGGAACCAGGUCAUGGUGAAGAAGGUGAAUACUAUUAUGAAGGGGGAGGAGAGGGUGAAGGAUAUGAGCAGGAGUAUUACACCUAUCCUCAGGAGGGUGAGGUGGCUGGUGCUGGUGUCGUCCAAGAAGGAGAGAACUAUCAAGAGUGGUAUGAGGGUGAAUAUGUGGAGGGAGGUACUGUGGAAGGUGAAACUGCAGGUGCCGAGUAUGAAGGAGAGUAUUAUCUUGCUGAGGACGGCUUGUAUUAUCCUGUUGAAGGCGAAGCUUAUGAGCAAUACGAAGGGGAGUAUGUUGAGGGUGGAGAGCAUCAAGAGGCGGAGGCAGUGCAGGGUGAGGCUGUUACUUAUGAUGAGUACGGUUAUCAGUAUACUGAAGAAGGUUACCAGUAUGUUGAAGAGGGUCAACAAUAUGCUGAAGAAGGAGCAGAGUGGCAGCAGUAUGGUGAAGAUGGUGCUGCCUACCAGUCUGGAGAAGGCUGGGGUCAGGGUGAAGUGGAAGGGCAGUGGGAAGAGUACCAGGAAGGAUACCCUGCUGAACAGUCAGAGUGGGGCCCUGAGUACACUCAAGGCAUUGAAUAUGAAGGACAGGAGUAUCAAGUUGAAGGGGCUGAGACUCUGCCUCAGGAGGGUUAUGACGUUAGUGACGUGUAUGAGCAGAGCCAGUAUUACGUCGAGGGUUACCAACAACCUGAAGAGCCAAAUAGUGUUGAGCAGAGUUUUGAACCACAUUUACAAACGGAGCAUGAUCAGAUCCAAGAGACUUCGGCAAUAAAAGACAAUUCCGAAAAUGUGUCUGUAGUCCCGCCUAACGUCGGGGACAACAAAAAAGAGGCCAAACCGCUCAAGUCCAUUCUUAAGAAGGGCAACCAGGCAGAAAGCAAAGGAACAAAGUUAGUCAGUGAACGUCUUGCUCAAAUGAAGAAUCAACCCGGAAGCAAAUUGGAGACGCCAGGACUCGGUAGUACUCCAGCUUCAUCUUCGCAAACAGCUGAGACAACAGGACAAAAUCCCAGGCAGGAGGAAGAAGCCAAAGCCCAAUCUGAAUCGGAUCGUUAUCGUGAAACCGAAAGAGAAAUUUUGUCUUCCCAACCCAAAGAUGCCAUCGGCACCGAGUUUAUUGUGCGAGUACACGGUACUGGGAUGUCCAGUUUCUAUUGCAAACUGUGUAAUUGUCGUUUCAAUACACUAACAGCCAAGAACUUGCACGUCAAAGGGAUGAAGCACAUAGAGCUGUAUAUUCGCUUAAAGUCCCAGCUCUUACAGUCUGUGAUAAAGGACACAAAAGUAGCUACGGCUAAGAGGCCUACUGAAGAAGGUGCCUCUGGUGCGCAGAAAUUUCCUCGCAUACUUAACUAAAAAUGACAAGAACCUUUUUUAGCUGUAAACUUAAUAUUACCCUCUGUGAUAAAGUAUGCUACACUCGAUAUGUCACUAUUAUUAUCUGAUCGAGUUUACUUGUCAUUUCUUCUGACUGGCAUAUCUUGAAAGGCCUACAGUCUUGGACAAAAGUCCAGGAUUGGGAUUGGGACAGUACUGCAAUAUUUAUAUUUCUCUGUCAUUUCUCGUUUCCCUCUUAAAACGGCGCAUCCGUUUCGAAAAUUUCUCGCAGUUCUCCCUCCCCCCACCCAGUACAAAGUUGAAACUCGAAGAAAAAUUCUGCAUACACGCGUCCAACAUUGUUUGUGAGGAGAGGUUGGACCUGUGUGAAUUGGAAAACGCCCCAGAAAUGCAAAAUUGUCCCAAGACUUUUGUCCAUGAUUGUAGUUGCAAUCGUAACCAAACCAUUCAUCCGGACGUUUGGUGUAUUAUCCUCUUAGUAGAUAAGAAUAGUGACGUGUCAAGUCUAGUUUAUUGAGGGAUUAAGACAUUUUCGAAGGGAAGCCCAUGUUAACACUCACUUCCAUAUAAUCACCUCGGCUGUUGUCAGUAUUAUUUCCAGCUUCUUCUCCAACAAAUGAUGGGAUAAAAUUCUCAAAUCUGCUAAAAUUGGCUUUGGGCGAUAAUUGUGUCUUUUGAAAGUCUUACCUCUCUAGACUGGCCCACUUUAGUAGAACGUGUCGUUAUUUCAUUUUGUUUGGCCCUGAAAAUGUAUAUUGUAUUUACGUUUUGUUUCUUACUUUCCUUGUAUUUACUUAUAUUUACGUCAUCCUCGUAGACCCGUCCUGAGCGGCGUCGGGGCGAGAGAAUUCAAACGAAAACUUUGUCGUGCCGACUUUUGCCGAAGUCUUGAAUUCUUCCACCUGUUUCUCGGUCUCCGAUGGUGGAGAUGUAUUUAAGUGUACAAAAUGUUUUCAGCGCAGAGUUUAUACGAAAGUUUCUUUGGAAGUGUAAUCUUCUGUAUUUUGAGAACACAGAUCUUUGAAUGGUAAAAUUCAAAUGACAUGAAUAAGUGGUAAACUUACAAGUACGUAGCCUCCCAGGCAGACGUUCUUAAGGCUUCGUCACGCGUUCAACGUCAUCAAUACAAAAAGUUCUCAGAGAAACUGCUGUUGUUCAUGAGUUAUCGGCGCCCUUCUCAAGUCGUGGAAUUUGUCACGAGGCUUCAGUCAAUUCAUCUGACAGUGUCUUGGUGCCCCGCGGAAAGUUCGAGACCGCGUUUCCUAUCAAGAGUCGGGGAAUUACUCUGGACUUUAAUAGCCACUCUUAUACUUCUUCUUCGGUUAUCCUUGUACUGGGAUUUUUUCCACUUGUAUUAGCUGAAGUCACGUGACCAAAUUCACUCGAGAGAGGGGCUGAGAUGAGGCUAAAUGUAAGUUGUUUCCCUUUGUAAUUUAUUAUGUAUAGGAACUCAAUUUUGUUCAUACAUUCAAACCUUUUACUUUUGAUUAACUUAUGUUUAAAAAUGUAAGAGUAUAAUCAGCUAUCAGUUCCUUGCUAACAUCAAAGACGUUUACAGUUAUGUCCGUUUCUUCUCUUGCAAAAUA